GUAGAGGCUAUCAAAGAAAGGGUUCUAGUAGCAGAGCAUAGACAAUGUGCUAGACACAUAUAUGCUAACUUCUAGAAAAGAUUCAAAGAUGAACAAUAUAGGAAGUUGUUUUGGGCUGCUGCUAUACUACUCAACCUAAAUUUGAGGCAGAAAUGAAUUCCAUAAAAAAAAAUUGACCAUUUGUCUUAUGAACACCUCAUGGAAAGGGACCUUAAAAGUUGGUGCAUGGCAUUCUUUGAAGUGGACUGGGCUUAUGAUGCUUAUGAGAAUGACAUGUCAGAAAGUUUCAACUAUGUUAUCGAUCUUGCUAGGAAGAGACCACUCCUCGCCAUGUUGGAAGAGAUUCAGAUUUAUGCAAUGGAGAGGGCGUAUAAAAUGUUGCUAGAGGGACAAAGUUGGGAUAAUUUAAAAACAUGCCCAUCUAUAAGAUUAAAGACAUCUAAGUUAAAGAAACAUCAAAAGUAUCCCAUGUGUGCAUGCAAUGACAACCAUUUCAAACCUCAAAAAAAUGCAGAGGAUUAUGUUGCACCAGGGUUCCAUACAACCAUGUUCUUGACUUGUUACAACCAUAUCAUUAAUCCACUUAAUGGUAGUUCCAUGUGGCCUGAAGUUUCUUACAUGAAGCCAUUGCCUCCCCAAAAAGAAGGUUACUAG
Molecule: messenger RNA, 654 nt
Organism: Lactuca saligna
Lineage: Eukaryota; Viridiplantae; Streptophyta; Magnoliopsida; Asterales; Asteraceae
Source: the annotation of a GenBank genome assembly